AACCUCCAUUCAACUGACGAGAGAAGGGUGCUCGACUUUUGGAACAAGUGAACAGAUGAUGCUCCCGCGCUGCAACGGGGCCCUCCGUGUAUCUCUGAGGACCUUCUCCUCGUCUGCCGCGACUCCCCCAGGAACACCUCCGCCGCAGACAAAAACCAAAUUCGGACCUCUCAAGGAUGAGGACCGUAUCUUCCAAAACCUCUAUGGACGUCACGACUGGCGUCUCAAGGGUGCCAUGUCCCGAGGAGACUGGUACAAGACUAAGGAAAUUGUCGAGAAGGGAUCGGAGUGGAUCAUCAAUGAAGUGAAGACUUCGGGAUUGAGAGGCCGGGGAGGUGCUGGUUUCCCGUCGGGCUUGAAGUGGAGCUUCAUGAAUAAGCCUUCUGACGGACGCCCAAAGUACUUGGUCGUCAAUGCGGACGAGGGAGAGCCUGGCACUUGCAAGGAUCGAGAGAUCAUGCGUCACGAUCCGCAUACCCUCGUCGAAGGGUGUCUCAUCGCUGGUAGGGCGAUGGGCGCCCGAGCGGCGUACAUCUACAUCCGUGGAGAAUUUUACAAUGAAGCGUCGAAUCUCCAAAUCGCAGUCAAGGAAGCCUACCAAGCAGGUUUCCUGGGGAAGAACGCAUGCAACAGCGGCUACGACUUCGACGUCUACGUUCAUCGUGGUGCAGGAGCUUACAUCUGCGGAGAGGAAACUGCUCUUAUCGAAUCCCUCGAGGGCAAACAAGGGAAACCCCGGCUAAAGCCCCCCUUCCCCGCCGACGUCGGUGUUUUCGGAUGUCCGACUACUGUUACCAACGUUGAGACGGUCGCUGUCGCUCCGACCAUAUGCCGCAGAGGAGGUGCCUGGUUCGCUUCCUUCGGACGAACCCGCAAUAGCGGCACGAAGCUCUUCAACAUAUCAGGCCACGUCAACAGUCCGUGCACUGUCGAGGAGGAGAUGAGUAUUCCGCUCAAGGAGCUCAUCGAACGCCACUCGGGAGGAGUGAUCGGCGGAUGGGACAACCUGCUCUGCGUCAUUCCCGGCGGAUCGUCCACGCCCGUGAUUCCGAAAUCGGUUUGCGAUACCGUACUCAUGGACUUUGACGCCCUCGUGGAGGCUCAGACCGGUCUUGGAACAGCUGCAAUCAUCGUGAUGAAUAAACAGACCGAUAUAAUCAGAGCCAUCCACCGUCUCAUCGAGUUCUACAAGCACGAGUCAUGCGGCCAGUGCACUCCCUGUCGAGAGGGAGUGGGAUGGAUGAACAAGAUCAUGGAACGCUUCGUCAGAGGUGACGCCAGAGUGGAAGAAAUCGAUAUGAUUUAUGAGAUUUCCAAGCAGAUAGAGGGACAUUCUAUUUGCGCUCUUGGAGACGGAGCUGCGUGGCCGGUCCAGGGCUUGAUCCGCCAUUUCAGACCUAUCGUUGAGAGCAGAAUCGCUGAUUUCCAAGCACGAGCGCAGGCUAGAAACCAAUAGAUCUUCGUCUGGCGCCUCGCUGCGCCAUACCUCACUUGUUUAUGUAAAAAUGAGAAGCUCGAGUCGAGAUAAACUAUUCCAGUUCACUACACGUCAGAA
Molecule: messenger RNA, 1555 nt
Organism: Galendromus occidentalis (western predatory mite)
Lineage: Eukaryota; Metazoa; Arthropoda; Arachnida; Mesostigmata; Phytoseiidae
Product: NADH dehydrogenase [ubiquinone] flavoprotein 1, mitochondrial
Exons: 7
Coding region: 56-1456 (466 amino acids)
Biological process (GO): mitochondrial electron transport, NADH to ubiquinone
Cellular component (GO): respiratory chain complex I
Molecular function (GO): NAD binding; NADH dehydrogenase (ubiquinone) activity; 4 iron, 4 sulfur cluster binding
Source: RefSeq, a predicted model, not a curated record